GAGAGCGGGCAGAGAUCGCCCGAACACGCUCGUCGAGAGAGAGCACAACCCACGUUCCGCUGACCCAGUUGUGUGGGUGGACGUCGUACCGACCGGUCACCCGGAGUCUGGCACAUACACACGGAGCGCGCAACCGAAAGUAGGUUAGUACAGGCUCUUUGGAAGGGGCUCUCCGUGGCACACAGCGGUCUGAGCGCGCCGUUCUCUUUCCUCCUGCUGCGGUGUGUCAGUGUGUUCCGAUACCUCGUCGUGUCGACAUCGUACCGAGACAACCAGGUAUGUUACGCGUCUUGCGAUGAGCCCUUCGCCAGCCCUACCGCUGGAAGUGGAACGUUACAUCGGCGCCUGUUUGAUCACCAACCAGAACCGUCAGAAGGCCAAGCAGCAGGGCGUCGAGCCCUUCUACCAACAGCAGCAACAGAGGCUGUACCCUAACAGACAGGCCGAGGAGGCCGGUUACCGGACGCAGAGAUGCGGGAGUUUGGACGGCUGGGCCGGAGGCGUGCCGCUGAUAUCGUUCGUGAACCGAAACAGGCAGAACCAGGCUAGGUCUCAGCCCUACGAAGACCUAAGUCUGGCUCGUCUGGCAGUCCACACCCAAGGAGCACCUCUGAUCCUGGCCAAAACGUACAACCACCGGAAGAACCGGCAGCAACGGAAUCAAGGGCAGUACCGCUGCCCUUCUGGCAAACCUACGAAGUGCGAUGGUCCUAACUCCACCGCCGAUACCGUCAGCGUGACCAGCGAUGAAAGCUACGGCUCCACCGGCUCCGAACAGUGCCUUCCCCGCAUCAUAAAACCCCGCAAACGUCGCAAGAAAGACAGGAAGAACCCACCAGUCUUCCACGCCGACGUCUCCAGCCCGGAGUCCACCACCAGCCCCUUCGACUUCCUGGACGCCGAAACACCAAGGUUGCACCAUAGCUUCGACGAAGUGGAAGACCUGGACGAAGACUCCAAGAGCACCACCAGGUGCCAAUGCAGGUACUGCGACCCAGGCAUGAUAUGGGACGCCGACAAGACGUCGUACUCGUCGUUCCUGACGCCGCCUGAAAGAACCGACGCCUUCGUCUACCCCGACUUGUCAGCGUUAACCCUAGAGGACGACGGCGUCAAGGGUCGUAGAGCCUCAGCGUCCGACCUGGAGGUGUCCACGCAGAUCGUGACCUCGCUGAACGGACUGAGGGACCUGGAGAUCAAGUUCUUCUCGACCGCCAACGACAAAGUGUACCACCAGAAGGGCGUCGACGUCGAGACGUGUUGAGUGUUGUGCGCGUCUCUGGGAUUACGUAUCUAAAAUGUAUGUCUUAACUUAUUUAUUCAAACCUAAGGAAAAGAAGCUGUGAUCUCAAUUUACCCGUCAAGGGGUCACGGUGAUUGUAAAGUGCAAAUCACGAUCUUCCAAUAUGGGAGAGAUAGUACUUGAGGUAUUGCACCGUUCUCGGAUCUGAUUUAUACGUUCUGCGGUGCCUUUUGCCUGAAUUAUCAUCGGCCGGAGUCGUUUGAGGAAAUUCGGAUGACGGCUUACGGUUUCUUCUAGCGUGAGAAAGCGUGCUGCUCGACGCUUCUCUGGGGCUUGACCUUUGGGUUCGAUUGUUCGAAAUGAGGCUCUAAUUGAUUCGAUCGUUCAAUUUACGGCGGUUGGUUCCAGUUUGAUCGUCGUAGCCCCGGCCUCAGACUUGAUCUUGGACGUUUCUCGUUACGUUGAACUCGGUGUAGAAGAAAAAAACUUGAAUGAGAUUUUGGCAAUUAAUACCGAUGAAAAAAGUUUGUUCAAGGUCUGGGCCACACUUUUGAUCUAACGUAAUAAGAAUAAUUCGACCAUUGAAUUAAUUUAAUGGAUUCGUCGGUGGGAAUUUGAAUACGAGUAGAGUGGCGCGAUACUUGGCGCACAAUGAAGGGUUUCGUAGUAGAAACCGAAAUAAUACUCAUCUUAAGUAUCGAUUGCUGCUGUUUUCGAACAUGUAGUUUUUUCUAGGACUAAAUGGAAGACAAGUGAGUACUCUCCAAUCAUUUUUAGCAGUCGUAAAUUUUAAGUUUUAUCUUCUUUCGGAGGAAGUCUAGACGAGCAGAAUAAUUGUGUCUCGAAUUAAAUUUUAGAUGGUCUUCGUGGUUAAGAAACUCCAAAUGUGUCGAGUCAAGAUAUUAUUCAGCGUGGAAUUUUCGUGGAUGAAUAAUCUGUUAUAUAUUUUAAUGUAGGGGAAUUUGAACGAACGAAUAAUAAGUAUCGGCGGUAUUUUAAAACCAAUAAAUUAGUGAGAAUGCCAUUUCUGUUGUGGCUGUUAGUUUUCAGGUAGAGCUUGUUGUUUUCCCUGGGUUUACCGAUGAAUAUUCUAAUGUUCAACUCUUAUAUUUUUCUCUAAAAGAAUAGUGAUGUAGUCCAUUCCUUUAAAAAGUAUCUUCAUGUUCUUUUUUCUAAUAUCUUUGUUUAUUUUCGUUUAUUCAUCCAAAUGAUCUUUUUAUGCCUGUUACUAUUGUCACCUAGAAGCUGUCUAUUAUUUUAAAUUGCCUAUUAUUUUCAAAUUGGACAUACCCUGUCUUAUUGAUGUUCACAUCUUCAAUUCCUCAAAAUUACCGUCUUUUUAACUCCAAAAUUACAUCCAUGUCGAGGUGGAGCUAUUUAGCUUCGCUAUGUUUUUGAAUUUUUUUCCUAACUUUAUGAAAAGCCCAUUUUCCUUAUACAGGGAUGAUGUUAACUAAACGAAGACUGACAUAUUUAAAGUAAAAUUGUAGAGGUCAGUAUAUAGAUCAUUCAUCCACACUAUUAAGGAACAAGAAAGCAAUUUUAAUGAUUCAACAUUCAUUCCACUAAAGUCUUAUUUCGAUAUUAUUUAGCUUCCUUAAAAUUUUCUUUUAUUUUUCUAUU
Molecule: messenger RNA, 2866 nt
Organism: Harmonia axyridis
Lineage: Eukaryota; Metazoa; Arthropoda; Insecta; Coleoptera; Coccinellidae
Exons: 1
Coding region: 296-1264 (322 amino acids)
Source: RefSeq, a predicted model, not a curated record